GCCGUGGGAACGGGCGCUGUUUACACGCAGCUCUGCGUUGUGGCCGGAGACGGCGGAUGGAGCUGGGGCGAGUCCUUCUCAGCCAUUGCAGAGGAAGUGAGUCCUGCUUUAACAACCUGACAGAUCUUCCUGGGGUCUAAGGCAGGAAGGACAGUCUCCAGCCCAGAACACCAGCAGCCUCAGCCUGACAUGUUCAUGAGGACCGCCUGUGCCUGGGGAACUUUGGAAAGUGACCAGAAGCAUAGAAUACUCUAGAUCUGGAAGGGAAGGUGCCUUGAGAAGCAAUGGCCACGGAAGCACCUCUGAAAAUAGCACUAUCUGAAUGCAGCCCUGCUCUGGACCCAGAAGCAGCUUUCAUCUGGCAGCCAAGCCCUGUUACCAUGCAUGUCACAAGGCCCAAGUCUGCCAAGGGACGCACUCGAACAAAUCUGAACUACUCCCACAGCUCAGAGUCUUCCUCUUACCGCAAGCCGCCUUCCCCUGCUCCAACAGCUCCCGGCGAUGGGCCGGGCAGCCAGAAACCAGUGAGCUCAGCUCCCAAACCCCCUAAUCAGGGAGCUCCUGAUGAGAUCCCAGAGCUGCUCCAGCAGGUGCCUGUCGGGUCCUCCUCCUCUCUCAACAAGUACCGAGUACUCCCUUCCAUUAACAGAAAGAACUUGGAAGAUGGGGCUGUGGAUACAGUGGCCAAACAGGCCAGCACUCUCAAACUGAGCAGCUUGCAGGAGCUUAAGGCCCUUUGCAGGGAGGAGGCCUGCAGCGGGAAGUCAAGGGAAGGAUGUUUGCGAGCCCCUGCCCCUCCCCUGGAGAGCAAGCCCUGUAGUAGAACCAAGGAGCGCAACGUGUCCCUGGUGGGGAACCUUGAGGAGCCAUCAGAUGGAGAGCCCAGGCUGCUGCUGGCUGUCCGGUCUCCUUCCGGGCAGAGGUUUGUCCGUCAUUUUAGACCAACCGAUAACCUCCAGACAGUCGUUGCAGUGGCUGAACAAAAGAACUUGACAACCUAUCACCACUGUAGCAUCGAAACUAUGGAAGUUCCUAGAAGGAGCUUCUCUGACCUCAGUAAGUCCCUGGAAGAAUGCGGGAUCCCUCAUAAAUCUGUGCUGGGCAUCUUACAGGAAGAACGAGAGGGCCAGCCCUGAGGCCCUACAAGGUUUGCCGGGCUCUUGCUGCAGGAAAUGCCCCUGAGUGCUGUGGACUUGUAGGCCAUGGGAGUCCUAGGAACUAAAUGGGCCUGGAAUGGCCUGUGGUUCUUAGUGCUUCUGUUUCCAGAGAGCCUCCUUUUGAAGUAGUAAGAUGUAUAUAAAUUGAGUGUGUUGAAAGACAUCUUUCCAAUUCUUUCAGAGCCUUCCCUCCAUCUCAGGCGAGUAGGCAAGUUAACAAAGCUGUUUGUGAAACGGUGGCUCCCAGAGCUCAUUUUUUCCUAUGUUUCCCUGCCCCUACUUCCAGGGGCAGUCCUCUUGGAGCUACUGGUCUGUCUUUGCAGUGGACUCACCCCCUUUCAAAGCCUGCCUUUGCCUUUCCGGAUUUGGCUGUGGGAAUUCUUACUUUCCAGGGGAUUUGGGUCCAGGUGGAUCACCAGCUCUAAAGAGUGGUGACACUGAUAGGAGUUAAUAUUCCUUAAAACCACCUUUCAAUCCCAGGGAAUUGGGGUGUCACUGGGGGGAGCAGGAGCCUGAAGUUGGCCUGGCUGGUUGGGAGUGGGAGGAUCUUACCUAGGAGGAAUCCUACUUAUCAUGCUAGGUGGCAGAUAGUCAGAGAGGACUUGUUCUUCUCCUUUAUCUAGCUCCCUGAGUACUCAACACGCUUCUAAAAAUGGCUCCUGAGACCCAAAGCAAGCUGGUUUGUAGUUGAGACUGUCCAGGUUAGGCUCUAUUCUUUUUGGCAGCUGCCUCUGGAGGUGGGGUCAUUUCCCUCCGCUAACUGAGGCCCGCAGAGUGAUGCACAGUGCCUCCUCUUCGUCCCCAUUGGUUCCCCCCCCCCCCAAAUAUUCCUUCAGAGGAAUGGGAUUGGACAGGCUCAGCCUCUGGUGGAGGAAUAGUCAUGAUCUCUAAUUUGCCAGACUGUGCUCACUCCUGGCCUUUGGGGGCCAUCCAGACCAGUGUUUCCACUUCAGCAGGAGGCCUCUUGGAACAGCUCUGUUCACUUCUCUUCCCAAGAAAGGGGUUUAGUGUUAGGCCAUUGUGCAUGUGCUAAAAAUUGGGAUCUAGACUUCUGGGUGGGAAGAAAGGGCAUUUCCCAUCCCAACUCGGGAGCAAGAUUGGAGACUUUGGAGGAGGGUGUCUUGUUUUCACAACUACCCAAACAGAGUGAUGAAUACAAUUUGCCAAAACCCUUUUGUAUUAUAACUGCUCUUAAAAUCCUACCAGUUAUUUGGACCCUGUUGAUGGCCAAACUUCCAUUGGGAGGGAGUGUUGAGAGAAGAGCUCCAGAGGUGCCAGCUGCCAUGUUCCCACACAGACAGCGACUUGAUCAGCCACUCUGAAACAAGGAAAGGGGGCUGUUUGUUCCCCCUCCGCCUCCCCUCCCACUUAGCCUCAGUACUUACCAGCUUGUGGCUCUGUUGAAAAGGCAGGGGCCCAGCCACAAGAAGUCCCAGAAGCCCCUGGAUGCCGCUACCUCGGCAUCUACUGCAUUUUGCACACAGAUAAAGGAUGGAGUAGUACAUUUUACUCCCAGCAAACUGAUAGAGACUUACGAUUAGCCAAGCUGUUUGAUAUGGAAUAUGACUUUUCUUCUCCUUAGCUCCACCCACGGACUCCAAGUAAAGCCUGGACUUUUCUUCUGAAAACUGGACUGUACCAGAACAAGCUAUUUCCAAAGGUUUUGCAGGAAAGUUCCAGCUUACUUAAAGUGAAGGACAGUUCUUGGCUUGGCCCUGGCCUGGUGAGCGGCUCUAUCAGAUGGAAAUGUGGGCUUGAGCCUAAUGGACCUUGGCCAGGCCUACGCACUUGGGCCUUCUCUUCUAAUAUCUAACAGGGGAGGGAUGAGCUAAGUAAUGCUGGCAGCCUAUGGCUCUGGCAUCCAGACACGAGGCCUUUCUUGGCCUACCAAGGGAUCAGACACAUCCUUCUCCUGGGAAGCCUAACAGGCUCCCAUCACACCUACUCAGUGGUAAGAACAAAGUCCCACCCACCUGGGACUUGAUGUUUCCUUCAGGCAAGAAAGCUGCAGCAAACUUGAGGGAAAAUGAGAACUUGAAAGGAGAUGGAGACUCUUCCACAGCCCUGGGCUGUCGUCUGUCUGUCUGUCUGUCCAUCUGGCCGUCCAUUCGUCUGUCUGUCUUUCUGUCUGUCUGUCACUAAGGUUACCUGGAAACAUCAUCCUGGGCUGCUGGAGGAGAUGGAAGAGAUGGGGCUUAGAUAGCCCUUGCCUAGACAUGCUGGAGAUGUGUAUAGGAAGUUAAAUUGGAACCAUUUCAAAAAACUUUUUUUAAAUUUUAAAUAAAAGGUGAUGUUGCUAACAAUAAAA
Molecule: messenger RNA, 3465 nt
Organism: Monodelphis domestica (gray short-tailed opossum)
Lineage: Eukaryota; Metazoa; Chordata; Mammalia; Didelphimorphia; Didelphidae
Gene: UBXN10
Product: UBX domain protein 10
Molecular function (GO): protein binding
Source: RefSeq, a predicted model, not a curated record